Messenger RNA from Leishmania braziliensis MHOM/BR/75/M2904, 3639 nucleotides. RefSeq lists its product as hypothetical. Bases 1 to 3639 code for a protein of 1212 amino acids. The record is from RefSeq and is a predicted model, not a curated record. NCBI's taxonomy places the organism in Eukaryota, Euglenozoa, Kinetoplastea, Trypanosomatida, Trypanosomatidae. The transcript has a single exon.
AUGGAGGCACUACUUUUGGGGACUAGCCGCUCGGAGUGGUAUGAGCGAGUACAGGUCUUUCUCGUGCUCGCGACGGAGCGCAUGAUGUCGCUUCGGUCUGGCAUCUUCUGGACCUUCUCCUACGUACUUCUGCUGACCCUUAUGUAUCUCUUUCACUCACCGUUUCGCUCGCAGCUAGAGAGCCGCACGGACUGGUACGCGCAGCUCACGAAAGGGCUGCAGAUAUGGCUCGCGGUAGUGCUCCUGUGCUUCCAUGUCGGGCCACAUGUUGUGGAGUCGCCCUCUACCGCUGCUGGUGCGACGGGUACAAAAUCCAUGGCCUCAGGCGCAACGCAGCACAUCCUCGCCGAGGACACAGUGGCCACCAUCUUCUUUCCGAUCUUCUGCUUCAGUAGUUCCUUCUGCCUACUUCUGCACAAGAUCAAGCGCCGGUACAAGCUCGCCUUUACCUACGGGACCAGCCUCACGGUUGUGCUAAUCAACUCUGUGCUCUUGUCGAGCUUCGCGACGAUGCACUACACGACAUGCCGUGAGCUCUUCUCGACGGCGGAAACCGCCGUCAAUGCAUCUGAGAAGACGCGGACGACCCCGGCCGCUGGGAGCCUGACAUUGCCGUUGGUGUGGAAGCGAACAUCACUGGUCGUCUGCCCGCAGCCAGCCAAAGAGAAGCCGUUUGUAUGCAUUGCCUUCCUAUGCACCCUCUGCGUGACCUUUGUGGGGAUUGAUUACCUUUACAAGAAGCAUGUCGCCGGCGGGGACCCGUUGCGCGGUAUUCUGUGGGCAGACUUGUACCCGGAGAAACAGAAAAGCUACAACUCCUCGCUGGCUUCCUCGUCGCGCACCCCCUUCAUCUUUCGCUGCUGGGGCUGGCGACGCGCCCACGUCAGCGACAACCACGCGGCAGAACGCCUCGGCCUCUCCGAGGGCGAUCCACGGCUCCAGGAGUUGACUCCUAAGACCAUUGUACUGCCUAGUCAUGCAAAGCACGCAAGCCAAUGUGGAGACGGCGACACGGACCAGGCCGGGUGGCAGGAUGAGCACGACCGACUGAAUGUAUCAGACGGAAAAUGCGUAACUCAGCCCACAAACCGACCAGGCAUGGUGCCGUGGUUCUCAACCUUCAUCAUCAGGACAACCUGGCAGGUACUGGCGCGCAUGUCGCUCGAGUUCCUCACGUUCGACAUACGUGUGCUGCAGCACUACGCGCGACCGAAGGUGUUUGAGCUCCAUUUUGAGUCAUCCCUGAAGGAUUUACCAAGUUUUCGCAUGGACAGCAAGAGGAACAGCAUGUAUGCCAACGACAAGCCUACCGCGGCCGAUGCUGCCACCCUUUCCGCCACCUGUCCACCGACACCACUGCAGCGUGACGCAACGCAGGCACUGAAACAGCCACCGUCGGCGACUUCCCCAGAGAAAAGGGUCAGAGAAACCGACAAGGAUAUCUGGUUUGACUGGAUUUCGGACGUCGGUGAUGGCUUUAACCCAACGUACGCCAUGGCCCGCCUCCUUGCCCGGCCAUUCCUCAAGCUAACAUUCUACCACCCACCGAGCAGAAGAGUCGGUCUCUCGUUCUUUCCGACUUAUGAAGAAGUGACGCCGGCAAAGACGCCGAGUCCCAACAGUGCACCAGACGUACUGCCGCGCGGGUCUUUUGUGCUGGUUGGGGGAGACCUCGCCUACCCGAGUCCCAACGACGAGACGUACACGACACGCCUGUUCGAGCCGUACCACGACGCGAUGAGCGGCAACGUGCGGCUGCAGAGCGUCUUCCACGCGGAGCAGCAGCGUGUGAUUGUCGCGGACGCGAGCGAUGCGGACGUUGCGCAUGUGCACCUGCUGGACGCUGAGACGGUGUCGAGGAUGGCGACAGGGCGUGCGGCGCUGCGGACGGGGCGCGCAACGGCGGAGGAGGCGCUGCGGAGCGUGCCGCUGCUGUUUGCGAUCCCCGGCAACCACGACUGGUUUGACGGACUGACGACGUUUCACAAGUACAUCCUUGAGCGGACGUGGAUCGGGGGGUGGCUGAUGCCGCAGCGAAGCAGCUUCUUUGUGCUGAGGCUGCCACACAACUGGUUCAUACUGUGUGGCGACACGGGCAAUAUGCAGGACAUCGACGUAGCGCAGCGCAACUACUUCCUGGACGUGAUUGAGAAGUACAUGGACGUGGAGAGCUGCGUGAUUCUGGCGGCGCACGAGCCGGGCUGGGUGUACGAUUCCAUGUUGCACAAACCGAAGCUGGCGCAACCGGAAUUGUCAAAAGUGUGCGAGGCUCUUGGCACGCGCCUUCGACUGCGGUUGGCGGGUGACAUCCACCACUACUCUCGCCAUGUACCGGUGGAUGCGUCAUCGGAGGCGGCGACGCUGGUGGUGAGCGGCGGCGGUGGUGCCUUCCUGCACGGUGCACGCGAUGAUUCUAUCAUCUCCCAGGGAACCAAGUAUGUCCGCGCCUGUGCCUUUCCGGAGCACAAUACGCUUCCCGCAAUGCUAAAUCGGUUGCUAGGCUUCCGCGUCAUCAACUGGAAGUUUGACCUCAUCAUUGGCGUCUGUAGCUUUCUCGUUGUUGUGUCGCUGCUGCCUCAAUCCAUCAAGGAUGUGCGUUGCGACUUGGAGAGCGGCCCGCUCAUGACGCUGCCAGAUGCGGUGGCGGCAUGGUGGGAGCGGGUGUGCGUCUACAUCGUGACGCUGUUCUCCAAGGGCAUCGCGUCACUGCUGGCCACGCUCGGCUUCCUCGCUGUCUUCGCGUCGGCUGGUGUUGAGAAAGACAUACCGGUGUGGAUGCGGCUGCUGCACUCAUGCCUUUGGACAUUUCUCACCGUGUUCAUCUGCUGCGGCAUGCUCGCCUACUUGAUCUGCACGCUGCAAUACAUGGCGGAGAACCACCUGCUGGUGUCUGCAGAUGGCCACUGGGGCGGCGUUCUGGAGGACCAGGUCUUCGCUUCAGUCGAUGGACUGCUGAAUCACACAAAGGAACUACUGGGCGGACCCCACGCCAGCGUCAUCGCGCACGAGCUACACCGCCUACAGACUUCCUUUUACGGUGAUCGGCUGGUGAGCUGGUGCGGCGUCAUCCUGCGCUGUCUCGACCCGUUUGAGAUGCUCGCGUACCUGUCGGAGAAGGUGAGCUCGCCAGAGAUGGGAACCUUUGCCGGGGAUGCUAGCCGUGUCGACGAGCUACUUUACUACCUGUACUUUGUCUUCUUUUACUGGACUCUUGUCACGCCGCUCGUGUCGUUCGUCAUUGGCAGCUACCUCAUGUGCUGUGUGACGCUCUUUGACUGCCUCUACGACGCCGCCUACUCGGCAUUCCAGAUUGAGGAGUACAAGCACUUUGUGCGCUUCCGCCUUGACGUCGCGACGCGAGAGCUUCACGCGUACGUGGUCGCCCUUCGGCACGUGCCUAAGUCGUGGACCUGGGAUUCUACGUAUCAGGCGGAGCUGAAGGGUGAUGCAGUGCGAGCGGCGCCACCACACCUGCGCGCCCACCCGAGCCGCUGGCACGGCAAACACUUCCGCGCGACUUCCAGGUGCGAUGACGGGAAGCGCGCGGCGUUCGAUGAAGGCGUGGAGGAAGGAGUUGAGAUUCUCGAGCAUUUUGUAUGCUCCCCACACCGGCUGCCGAUGCCGAUGUCAGCCAGCUAG